AUGGGCUCAAAGGCUCCUUCUAAGGACCUCCAUCCGCUUACCAAACGCCAAAGAGCCGGACUUACAAGACCACAUGCUUGGGCAAAAGGGAAGACUCCUGCUAAAUGCAGCAAACAAUUAUCAGGACCAGAGCUAUCUCCACCGGUGAUAUCCUCAGAGGAGGAUGAGACUUAUCCUCCGACCAUGGACGUCAUAGAUAAAUGGCGGGCCGACGCCUCCGAGUCGGAUGGCGAGGACGAAUGGCAAGACCUACAUGCAGAUUAA
Pelobates cultripes (western spadefoot toad) is the source of this 264-nucleotide messenger RNA. Lineage: Eukaryota; Metazoa; Chordata; Amphibia; Anura; Pelobatidae. The record is from the annotation of a GenBank genome assembly.